Molecule: messenger RNA, 7123 nt
Organism: Erpetoichthys calabaricus (reedfish)
Lineage: Eukaryota; Metazoa; Chordata; Cladistia; Polypteriformes; Polypteridae
Product: ataxin 7-like 1
Exons: 11
Coding region: 240-2585 (781 amino acids)
Source: RefSeq, a predicted model, not a curated record
CGCUUGUGUAGGCGUUUUCCUCUGAAGUUUGUUCUGUCAACAGUUUUUCGAAGAAAUUCAGUCAUAAAGGGAAGCUAUUGCGGCAAUAGAGCGUUUUCAAACGCGCGGCCAACUUUCUUAGCGACUCGGAAGUGCUCGGGGUAGCUACCGGAGUUUCCCGAACGUGACGUCACGACUCCGCAAGUCCCGUGUCGCUGACUGGCGAAGGAAAGGGGGAAAAGCAACAAGAAGGAAGAGCAAUGGCGACACUGGAUCGCAAACUGCCCAGUCCGGAUGCGUUUCUGUGCAAACCCUGGUCCACCUUUAUCGACGCAGCUAAAUUACACUGCUCGGACAAUGUAGAUUUAGAAGAGACUGGCAAAGAGCUUGGAAAAUGCAGGGAGGUGAUGAGACUUAAUAGAGAAGAUAUGCACUUAUUUGGCCAUUGUCCAGCACAUGAUGACUUUUAUCUCGUUUUAUGCAAUUUCUGCAAUCAAGUAGUAAAACCCCAGGUGUUCCAGUCACAUUGUGAAAGAAGACACAGCUCUUUGUGUAAACCUUCCCCCACACCAGCUUCACCGUCUUGUAAUUCUAGAACAUCACUAGCCCAAAUGAAACCCAAAACCUAUAUCAGACAUAACACAGUCAACAGCAGCUACAAGCCAUUCAGAACACCCAAAGACAAUCUACAUACCUCCAUUAAUAAACAGCAGCCCACGGGAUUGAAUUCGAAACCAGUCAGAGAUAAAUCAUGUGUGCCUAUACCUGUAGUCAGCCUUGAGAAGAUUUCUAACUUGGCAAAGGCUGAAAGUGAUAGUGUUAAAAUGAUUUCCACUGCACUUGUGUCCUCCACCUCUUCAUCUACCACAUCUGCUGCAGCUUUGGCUAAAUCUUCGGCAUCAACAGCAGCAAAGCAAGUGUCCCUGUCACCAGAGAAGAUUGUGAAUGGCAAAGGAGUCACAUCCCCCUCAUUAUUAGACAGAAAACAGCAGAAUGGAACCAAAAGCUGCAAGUCUUACAAACGACUUUCUGAAAGAGAAUUUGAUCCAAACAAACACUGUGGAGUGUUGGAUCCUGAAACAAAGAAACCAUGCACAAGGUCACUUACAUGCAAGACUCAUUCACUGACUUACCGGCGAGCAGUUCCUGGUCGAAAGAAACAGUUUGACAUACUCUUGGCAGAACACAAAGCACGAACAAAGGAAAAAGAGCCUGUGAAAUGUAAGGAACAUCAAGGGACAAGAGAAUUAAAUCACAAUCAAUCUAUACAUUCUCAAGAACCUAUAACUGGGCUUGCAGUGAACUAUGUCCCGGAGAAUAAAUCAACUUCUCCAGCAAAAUCCAAGCUGUCCAAUCCUAAUCACUGUCGAACUUCACUUACUGGAAGUUUCAGCAUUAUCAAGUGUUCUGCUUCUAGUGGGAUGGUUCAAGACUUGAUCUUGUCAACUGUUGAAGGAGAUGUAGAAAAUCAUUUGUCAAGUGAUGAAGGAGAUUUGGAUAGCACUGAAGAUGCAGACAAAAUAGACUGUCAUUUCUCAGGAUGUCACCCACGGCCCUUGGCAAUAUGCAGUUUUGGUAGUCGCCUCUUGGGACGAGGUUAUUAUGUGUUUGACAGGCGGUGGGAUCAUUUGCGCUUAGCCCUUAAUUCAAUGAUAGAAAAACAUCUAAAUUCACAAAUGUGGAAGAAGAUACCCCCAGCAGCAGACAGUCCUAUAACAUCACCUGCUUUGCAUAUAACAGCAACCUAUCCUGCUCUUCAAGCUUUUAGCAGUCCAAAUGCAGUUUAUCUGUCUUCCUCAGUGGUCAAUUCAAGUAUCACAUCGUCAUAUGUCAUGACAACCCCAAUCCUAUCAUCAUCAUCAUCCUUUGCAAAUACCUCUGACAUCAAUUCUAUACUGUCUUACAGCACAGCUUUUUCCCAAGGAACUGCAUCAUUUAGUAUUGUGAAGCCGACAGCUCACACUGGAGCUUCCCAAUCAUAUGGUAAACAAUCUCGAACAAAGACCAGCAAAACAUCAAAGGUCAAAGACAUUUCUUCUGAAACAGUCAGCAGCUCUUUAGGAAACAAAAAGAAGAAACCACAAGCUUCUGUUUCAUCACCAUUGUGCACAUCUUCAGUGUUACCAUAUUCCCGGUCACACAAGAAAAAUUAUGUUUUAAAUCCUCGUUCUCUGAUCAACACUUCUCAGACCAAUUCUUCCUUCCAUGGUGUGUCUGUGCAUGAAAGCAAGAAUGGGACAAACUCACUUAGUGCCAAAUCUGAGCCCUCAGGAUGGACAGCAUUGUCUGGCAAUUUAAUUGAUUCUUCAAAACAUGUAAGCACAGUGGUAAACAGUAUUGACUCGACACUUUCUGUAGCUCCCCAGACAUGUCACUCUGGGGAGUAUGCCCUUACUGCACAUAAAGCAUUACCUUCAGGCCCAAUUCCUUUUGACAAAUCAGAUGGGAAAAAGCGAAAAAACUCCAGCCCAAACUACAAGUCUAGUAAAAUAACUAAAAUGCCCGGUAUGAACAAUGUUCAUAGAAAGAACACUGCAAACCAUUUGUCUGUGGUGACUGAAUCUCCAAACAGUUCUCUCCUCAGGCAGCCUAAGGUACAUUACUGAAGUCGAGGAAGUGAAUGUUUCCGAUUCACACUGAAGAUAAGGAACUGCUUGGACUGAGCACAGGUCGUCACUUUCAUUACUGUAAUGGUGUAAAGCCCUACAUACUGAAAAAGAGAAAAACAAGCAACAUCAGAUGAGCCUCCCUUGUCUACCUGCUGCCAAUCAUUGUUGCACAAUUUUGUAUGACUGCUCCUGCUGUCUCUCAUUUUAUUUCAUGCAUUUUUCAUAAGGAAAUCAUUUUAUUUUCUAUUAUUUUCUGUUAAGAGGGAACAGCCUACAACUGAAUACAACAUGCUGCUGCACCAUUUCAUUUACGAAUAUUAAUGAAUGAGAGCAGAAUUGCAUAGUGUCAUUUACUGCUAUGAUUGUUUCAUGGCUAAAUUAUUUGAUUUGAAGGAUAUCUGUUUUUCUCCAAAGGACCUUGUGAUUUCCUCAAGUGUGCUGCAGCUUUCUGCUUUAGUUGAAUGUGUGUACUCUGCAGUUCAGGACCACCGGCACAUCGUUAUUACCUGAUUUGAUGGAAACUAGUGUGUAAAGUGAUUCUUCAUUUCUACAGUGUUAAAAGUGCACUUAUUUGCAGCUUUCCUUAAAACUUUUCUUAUUAAUUGUGAAAAAGAGACUGUUGUUUAAUGAAAGACUUUACAAUCUGUGACAUAAAUGUUACAAUAAAUAUAAAUACAGGCUUAUCAGCUUAAAUUCCUAAUGUAAAUUUUUAUAUUAUAGAGUAAUUUAUAUUUACUUGAUUGUUGUGCUAACUGACCAGGAUAUUUACAUAAAAACCUGAUUUUUAAAGUUCUAUUUUGGGGUUGGGAGUGGGUUUUUUCCCCAUUUUAUUGUACAGUUCUUAAGGUCUGUAAAUAAUUGUGUACAUAUCUGUUAUUUUUGCACAAUUUUAUUUUUGCUCAUGUGAAAUUUUAGAUGUUUGUAAGAUUUUUUUAAAUUUUAUAUUUAUUUUUGUUUUGUUGAAGCUGCAGUGAGGUCUAUCCCCAAUAUCAACACAAAAAGCUUAAUUAUAAACUGCAUUUAAAUAAUCAAUGAAAUAUGUGCAUUGUCAUUUCAUUUGUUUUGCAAAAACAGGUUAUCCAGGAUAUACUGCUGUGUGGUGCUGUGUCUGCCAGCAUAGGAUUUAUUAUGUAAGUAGCCUUAUUUAUGGUUAUUUUCAUAGAAACUAAUAAUUCAUUCAGUCCUAGUAUUCUUUAUGCAUGUAAAUAGACACAACACUUUACUAUUUUUUUUCUUCCAGAAACUAUAGCCAGACAUUUAUAUUUGCUUGUGCAAAUUUGUUAAGGGAUAUGGGAGUUGCUGUAGUUUGAGAUAUUUUUAAAAUAUGUACUGGACUGCAGAUUUCUAGAAACAACAAAGACAUACCGGCCCUCCUACCAUACUAAAGGAAAUAUGUUUUGCUUGCACUUCAGCAAUUAGCCACAAAGCUUGUUCUUGGUCACUUGUUUCCAAAUUUGCAUCUGUCUGUUAACACAAUUCUGUGGCCAUGGUGAUCUUUAAUCCUAACACCUGUCAAAACAGAAAACUAAAUAAGAAAGCCAAGUGAAGAGAACUCGAGCAGCCCCAUAUUGACUUGCAUUGCAUUAGCAGUAACUCAAUUCAGUUUAUUCCUCUGCUUCUACUUAUGAGCCUAGCAUAGUUACAAAAAUAACAAAUAUAGUAUGGAUAAAAAAAAGAAAUAUAAUCACAAAAAUAAUGUUCACAGACAGGCAUCAUGCAAUAUAUGGAAAAAUUUAUGGCAAAUACAUAAGGAAAUGUGUUUACCAAAGAACAUCCGGCAUUUACAUUCAUUCCCACCAGUUCAGUUAACCUACCAUAGAAAUGCUGACCCUCGUGGAUAUGAGCAAAAAAUGCCAACCCCUGUGGCCAAAGUGGGUGUGAGCCUGGAACCACAGGGCCGCCCUCCUCGGUAGCCAACUCCAUAUAUUAAGAGUCAACUUUGAAAGAAUAUUUCUUAGCAUUCAUAUGCAAUUUUACAAUUUGAAAAUGUGCCUCCUAACCUUUAAUUAUAAUACAACAUUAAACUGUAAUUAUAUUUAUUAAUACUUCUAUUGCUCUUCUUUUACAAAAUCUUGGAAGGAUCAAAAAUUGCAUUGUUUUGUUAUAAAUUACUGUUACAAGACACUUAUUGUCAGAAAUGAUCCAUAGAUGGGCAAUGCCAAUUACCCUUAGUAUAGAGAUAAUGUGUGAUCAUCUGACAUCAGAAAGGCUCCAAAGGACUAAAGUUCAGGAAGCGUGCAAGCUUGUAUUCUUCUAAGAUAAAAGUCUUACUGAGUGAGUUGUGUGUCUGACUACAAGACAUAUUGAAUCUUUGCAUUUUUUGCAUUUGUUCCUUCAUUUAAAUAGUAUGUCAGUAGUAAGGUGAUAUGGUUUACUUAACAGAGGGUUAGCCAGCACACAGUCUGCAUCUAUCCAUAUUAUAUGUGGUUGCUUUAAACUAAAACCAUUAUUUUGUUCUACAUUGCUUUCACCUCUUUGUAAAUGUAAAUUUGCAUUAUUUAGUUUUUAGUUUUCCUAACAUUUACAAAAAAAACUUAAGAAUAAACUCAGAGCAGUAUUAGUGACUCCCUUAAACUCUUCAUUCAGAUUAAUUUAAGAUAGCCCAGAAUCCAUGGGGUUAGCCCACCAAGCUUUUAAAAGAGGCUUGAACAUCAAGUAUUCACACACCUCUAAUGAGUUUAUGCAGCUUUUUCUUGCUGAUGCUGUUUUUUUGUAGACUGCUUACCUUCUCCAAAGUAACAAUACAUGAUGGUUCACAAAUAGUGAACAAAACAAAUGGCAUUUUCAGCAUACAGUACCUACAGUAUGCACCAUGGGAAUGGAAAGGUGUAAUUAGGUAUUAUUUCUUCCUUCCCGCUUUGCAGGAUUGUAUCCCAAAAGGAAAAAAAAAUGCCUACAAUGUUAUUGAUAAAGUGCUAAAUUCAAUUACAUUCUGCUUUUGACUGGUAAGCCAGUAAAGUACUUCACUUUUAAUAUAUGGCUGCUGUUACUUGACAACUUUAUAGUUGGAUUUCAUCCUGGUUGUUGAGUGUUAUGGAGCAGAUGGUCUGCCAGUGUAAAUUGAACAGAACUGCUGCACAGUGAAGCUGUCCAAAUGCCUUCUUUUGUGUUGAUGAACUGCUUGUGUGUGUGUGUACAGCUGUGUACACCUACAGUAUGUACAUGUUCAUUGCGUACCCAGAGAGCAGUGGGUUCCCAAACUCGGCCCUGAGGAACCCCUGUGGCUACAUGUUUUUUUUCCAACCAACUUCUGUUUUUAAUUGGACUCCAAGCCUAAUUAAAUGAGAUGUUAUUUGUCAGUUUCUGUGUUUUUUGGGGUCAAUGUAGAAAUUACAAAACUAAGUUGGGUGAAUUUUUAAUAAAAUGUACUAAGUAUUUAUAUGGGAAUAAUGUUUUGUUUUUUACUUUUUAACUUCCUGAUUUUCUUUCUGCUGUUCCACAUGUUUUUUAUUCCACUAUUUACUAAUUAAGUGGGUCUGAUGCUGAUAUGGCUGCAACCUUUCAUCAUUCAGUGUUGUUUGUUCGAGUAUAUUUUAAAUUGUCAUUAUUAAAAUACAAUGAAGGGAUGCAACUACACAGAAAAGGGCAAGAUAACAGGAAAACAAUAAAAGAGAGAUAUGUAUUUAAAGCUACUGCAAAAUGAGAAAUAUUUCUGAAUAUCUAAUAAAGGUAAAUGUCAUACUGCUGCACUUUUCUGAAUGCAGAAUAAGAGAAUAGGCCAAAAAAAACACCAGCUAAUUAAAUGAGAUCAAUUAUUAUCGGUUAUUAUCACUGACCGUGAAUCUGGUUGGACCAAAAACCUGCAGCCACAGGAGGGUCCCCAGGACCGAGUUUGGGAAUGAGAGCUGUAGAGAGAAUUGUUUAUUGAAGUUCUCAGUACACAGUUAAAUAACUUUUGCAUCGUAUUGUCCCUGUUUUUGUUGGUGUUUUUGUCAUUCUUGUGUCAUCCUACAGUAAUUUGAAAAUCUGUGGGCUUUUCAAUGCUGGUUUAUCAUAGGAUGUGCUACUAACUAUUUUUGCACAAAAGUGCACUUUUUCACCCACCAUAAAUGUGCUUUAUUAGUACAGACUGCAAAAGUUUUAAACUUUUUUUUAAAACUUAAAGCAUGUUUGAGUGAUUUUUUUUAUAUACAUAUAUACGUGUGUAUAAAAAUUCAAAAAGUUGUUUGUUCUUUGUAAUUUGUUUUGACAUUAUUCUCUUUUGUAACACUAAAACCAUUUUGUCCAAUGCAUCUUCAUCUUCAUCUUUUUUUUUUUUUUUUUUUUAACUAUUAUAUCUUUGCUUUUGAUUAGCAGCAUCAGGUAGUUUUUCAUUCCAUUUUUGGGCCAGUGUCGGCAUAUUGUGUUUUCAGUAUUUGUGAAUAGUAACAAGUGAUGGCCAGCAGAGCAAAAGAACAAACUUGCAAUGAAACUGAACUGAUACUGCCAUGGUUGAACCUCUACUUGAGAGAGACUCUCUUGUGUGGAGUGUGUUUUUGUUUUGAUGUUUUGUAACUUGGUCUUUGUAAAUAAAAUAAUUUAUAUGUUUGUAAAAA